AUUUGAAGGCCAAGAGGGCACGACGAAAGAACAAAAAGCGGAACAAAUAAAACAACAGCGUGUAUGGUUGGAAAUUGCAAAUACGCGAAAAAAAUAA
Molecule: messenger RNA, 97 nt
Organism: Macrosiphum euphorbiae (potato aphid)
Lineage: Eukaryota; Metazoa; Arthropoda; Insecta; Hemiptera; Aphididae
Source: the annotation of a GenBank genome assembly